Messenger RNA from Peronospora matthiolae, 1584 nucleotides. Lineage: Eukaryota; Oomycota; Peronosporomycetes; Peronosporales; Peronosporaceae. The record is from the annotation of a GenBank genome assembly.
AUGCGCAAGUCGCAAGUGCAGCUGCUUCUGCGUGUGGUGCUCCAUGUAGCCAUCGCGUUGCUACUGAGUGUCCGCAGCGCCCACCUGGGCCGUACGCUGCACCCGUUCCAGCGUGCUGUUGCGAACAAUUGGGUACACUUGCUCUUCUACGUCAACGUGCACUCAGCCACGAUCCGAGAAAACCGGAACGAAGACGAAGCUGUUGAAACGCUGCCGCAUUUUCUGCUCGAGAUUGAAGAGGAAAUUGCUGCAAACAUCGGAGACGAGUUUUUCAGCGGCGGCUUUGCAGCGAGGGCGUCGGCGUUGCCAGUGGGUGCACUGUUUACCAUUGAAGAGACGCGGCAGCACUUGCACGGGGCCGUGGACAACUACUUUCUACUGGCAGACGUGGCGCUGGACUCGUUCGUGGUGUUUAACAACAAGACGAGCUCAUUUCUGUCCCCUCCACUGCUCACUGUGCGGGCGGAUGUGGGCGAUGAGACUCGGGACGAGCUUUAUACGAUCAUGAACGGAUCAGAUUGUUGUGACCAGUGGCCUGCGCCGCUCCGCAUGGGCGCAGACGUCGCUUCAAGACAGGAAACACGCGCGUUCUUGGACGCGUUGGAUGCUAUUGAGCUCAAGUUUGUCGUGGGUAUGACGAAGAAGGAUGCGAGAAUGGAGGAGGACAAUGCACGAGCGACGAGAGUGUACCAGUGGACAGUGGCAAUGCGCUAUGAUUUGCUGAACCAAGGUCACCUGGAGGUCACUUUGAAUUACAAUCUUGACCAUGUGUCGAUACUUAAAGGUGGAAGGAGAUAUGCAGGUGAGGAAAAGAACGUACCGCCUGUGCUUUUGGACACGAGCGUCGCGCUCCAUUGGGUCACGCUGGUCGUGAUUGUACUGUUCCAGGGAGUAGAGUGCUUUGUAAAGUGGGGGUCUAUCUCGAGUAGAGCAACCCAGCGUCCAAAAGAGUCGCGUCGCUCAAUCGCUCUUGCUUUGGCAAAAGAGACGGCCAAAGACAUCUGGUUUUGCUUUGCCCUGACAGUCAAUGUGGCAACUGCAGUCUGUCUUUUGGCUGCGUGGCGAAAUACGUAUCAGCUCUCGUUGGACGAUUCACUUUGUUUCACUUUUGCCUGCUGCUGCGCGCUGCAGUGGGGUAGCCUCGUGCGAUAUCUCCGGGUUAACACGCGGUUCCGCGUACUCGAGCUCACAUUACGGCGCGGUUUUCCGCGCGUGUUACAGUUCCUUACAGGUGUGUUACCUAUUUUUGUCGGCUUUGUGUUGUUCGGCACGGUCAUGUUUGGUAUGAAGGUGCCUCGAUUUCGAAGUGCGAGCACUACAGCCACUGCACUGUUUUCCGUGGCGAAUGGAGACGAAAUUUACGACACAUUUAAUGACGUCGCAUACUCUCCGUGGAUCGGACAAAUCUACAUUUACUGCUACAUCGUACUGUUUAGCUACGUUGUCUUGAUGGUGUGCAUCGGCAUUAUCGAGGAUGCUUUUUUUUCAGCUCUGUAUGGACGCGAUUCGAACACUCAGCAUGGACCGGGAUCUGGCAGGAUGGCAUCAAGAGCUCAUGGAGCCAAACUGCAUUGUACGUCGUAG